AGUCGGAGCGUGGCAAUCAGGGAAGGGGUACUUUGUUCACUGGAGUCGGAUAUGAAAACGUGACACCGUGAGCUGAGUCAGGUCAUUUAAAGCAGGUCACAGCUAAAUAUAUCCCAGACAGCCGAGGACCCCGCAAAACAAAAAUCACACGGGCUUCAAAACUAGAGUGCUCGAGGGGGUGCCUGUUCAGAUCAACAGAAAUGGAUGACUUGGAGCAGGAGGGAAUAAAUGAUGAACUUAUUGAGUUUGCCAUUCGAGAGAGCAUUCAAGAUGCCUACAAGCUGCCACAUUCAAUACAAACAAACAGGAAAGCACCAAACAGUGAAGACUUCCUGAAGAUAAUGGCAGCCAUUCACAAAGGUGAUGUGUACACUCUGCAGGAGCUGUCAGGUUGUGCGUCUGCCUUCAGAGAGAGCGACAGCAGGGGCCGGCUGCCUCUGCACGCAGCAGCUGUGCAACCACAGCGAGACGUCCUGCAUGUGGUGCUGCAGGCGUCUGUGUCCACAGAGCUGACCCUGGAGGAGCAGACAGAGGACGGGGACACGUCUCUGACUCUGGCUGCGGAGGCCGGCCUGGUGGAGAACGUUAAGAUGCUGCUGCAGCACGGAGCUUCACCUCACAACACCAACAGCAGGAACGAGUCUCCUCUGCUGAUCGCAGUAAGACAGGGAUCGUACAACAUGGUUUUAUCCCUCAUCAUGGGUGGGGCCUUUGUGGAGCAGGUGUGUCUCAGCAAGUGGACGGCCACCCAUGAAGCUGCAAAGGUGGGUUGUCCAGCUAUUCUGAUGCUGCUGCUUCGACAUGGAGCCAAAGUAACCACCAGGGACGGUCAUGGGGUGACUCCUCUUGGGAUCGCGGCUGAACACGGCAACACUGAAGCUUUGGAUAUACUCAUAGAGCAUGGUGGUGACGUGAACGCCCAGGCCAGCAAUGGAGACACAGUCCUGUACGACGCAGCUGGAUCUGAGAACCUGGACAGUGUCGAGCUUCUUCUGCAGCAUGGAGCCAACCCGAGUGUGGCCAGCUACGCCUUCCAGCUGCCCAUCCACAGGGCUGCAUAUGAGGGACACGUACUAGUCCUAAAGACUCUCAUCCCCAUCACCACAAAGAGAGCUAUCCGACUCUCAGGUCAGGACCCCAUCCAUUCUGCAGCUGACGGGGGACAGGUUGAGUGUCUGGAGCUCCUUAUCCAGAAAGGACAUGAUGUCAAUGCCUUGUUAGGCACGCACAUCUCUGAGAACUACGGCGACCUCAGGAAGUCUCCUCUGUACUUUGCCAUUUCCAACGGCUAUACGACCUGUGCUGAGAAGUUGCUGGAAGCCGGAGCGAGAACUGACCUGGACCCGCUACAAUGCAUCCUGGUUGCUAUACGAGCUGAGAGGUAUGAGCUGGUGCAGCUGUUGCUGUCCUAUGGAGCAGAUGUGAACUGUUACUUCAGACUGAUCACCAACACAGUGUUCCCCACAGCUCUGCAGUACUGCCUGACGGACCAUGUCAUGCUGCGGCUGCUGCUCAACAGUGGAUAUCAAGCUCACAAGUGUUUCCAGUGUUUCCAUGGUAAUGGUGAAGAAACAGAUAGUACCUGGAUUGACCUCCAUAAUCAAGCCUACCAGAUUUACAGUCAACCUGACAUCAUCACAUUCUGUGAGUUUGUGUCAGUGUCAUGGCUGGCACAUCUUGUUGGCAGCAUUGUAAGGACGCUCCUGGACUACGUCAGCUACAUCAGCAUCUGUCCCAACCUCAAACGCAUCCUGAAGAAGACGCCCGAGUGGGAUGAAAUCUCUGACAUACUGCGCAAGCCACGGUCUCUGCAGCACUUGUGUCGGCUGGUAAUUAGAGAUCACAUGCAGCUCAGGACGCUGAAUGACCCUAAAGCCAUGGCUGCUGUCCCUUUCCCUCCAAGACUGAAGAACUAUGUGACCUACAGAGACUUUGACCUGUAUGGUCACCUCUCCUUGACGUGAAACACAUUUUUUUGUACGCACUAAAUUGGAAUAUAUUUUCUUUUUAUAUAGUUUUAUAUACUAUGAGUGUCUUGCAGUGUCAGACAGUGACUACCACUUCCUUUAUGUGUCACAAAAGAAGGCUUGAACAAUUGAAAUGCCACUUUUCUUUAUGCCGUUUACUUAUUUUACGUCUCAUACGGCACAGAGAGAGGGUGGGGGGCGGGACAGACAGGGAGAAAGUGAGUGACAGAAACAGUAAAAAAAAACAAAUGCUAAAAGAAGAAAACAGGACACAGAGGAAAGUAGUAUAGCAGAAAGUUAUUCAUGUACUGUUUCUAUUCCAUUGCAAACCACACAAUGCAUGUAUGACAUAUGACAUAGAUGUCCCACAAAUCUUAAAUGCCCCAUGCACCCACACAGGUGUUUUUCACUUGUUGCUAAUUAGACCUGUGCUCUAGGAGAAUUUAGGCAGAAACAUCUCCAAGAUCACCAAAUUACGGCAACCAAUCAGAGAUUGCAUCCUGAAAAGAGGUAGGCAGGCAUCAGGCAGGUUAAGUGAAAUCACCUGUGUGGGUGGACAUUGUUCUCACUUUCUGCUGGCAGCGAUCAAUGUGGGGUUUGAAAAUGAUAAAAAAAAGUUACUUAAAUAUAACGUGUAUGUGUUGGUGUUUUCUUAUAUUGCAAUAAUCUCUUGCAACCUUUGGAUCUGAAUGCACUUAAAUUGAAAUCACCAAAGCAAUGUAAGUGUGCUCUGUGUUACUAUAGCCACUGGUUGAAUAUAAACACAACUUGUCACUCAACACUUAGCAGCAGAUUAAAACAAACAGAACUAUAAGCGGUUUUAAAAAGCCCUUAAUGAACUCCGCAUAAGUCCUGUUGU
Messenger RNA from Larimichthys crocea (large yellow croaker), 2826 nucleotides. It is a transcript of the gene asb15b, whose product is annotated as ankyrin repeat and SOCS box containing 15b. The coding region runs from base 201 to 1964 and encodes 587 amino acids. Lineage: Eukaryota; Metazoa; Chordata; Actinopteri; Sciaenidae. Gene Ontology annotation, biological process: intracellular signal transduction. The record is from RefSeq and is a predicted model, not a curated record. Gene Ontology annotation, molecular function: protein binding. The transcript has 14 exons. Gene Ontology annotation, cellular component: cytoplasm.